UUUAGCUUUGUCUUAAACGCGCUAACGUAUGCACGCCUAAUACCGUCCUUACCGCCUCGCUUUCGUUAAAUGAGAUUUUUAAAGAAAAUUCGAAACGGGAUACUUCCUGUAGUUAACUGUAACUUUUGCCCCCUCUCAACAUUUCCCCUGCAUGUUAAAGGUCUACCUUUACCCCGUUCGGACAAGGGACGUUGUACAUGGGUGACAGUUCAACGAGGGAUUAAAACGAUAAGGGAUGACCAAAGGCGAGAACUCAGAAAACACCUGCAGUCCUUUUCAUCUCAUAGGACUUGGGCCCAAAUUCUCUGAGGAGGCCGCGUCCACCACGCCGACUAAGGGCGAGGCCCGCCGCGGGCUGCCACUGCGCGUGCGCAGUGCCUACACUCCCGGCCGGCCCGCCUGUGCAGGGCCGUGCGCAUGCGCUGGCAUCCCUGUGUCUGCGGUCAGAUAGCACCCUAGACCACCGGGUGAUCGUCCCUUGCCGCGUAGCUGCUGGAGCACAACGGUGAGCCGCACUGCCCGGAUCCUGGAGGCCCGUCCUGCUGCCUGGCCCUGAGCCCAGCCCGACGCGCGCAGCUGCGACGCUUGGCAGCCCCGCAGUGCCGCCUGACUCUGGGUGUGGGACGCUCCGCCGCGGGGCCAGCAUCACUGUGCGGACGCUGGUCCGCCCGCGGCCGCCGGCUGUUUGGGGCUGCAGGGGCAGGCGGCCCACGGGGGCGCCUCCGUGGGCGCCGCGUCCAGUUUCCGUCGCUCCAGCCCCUUCCCGCGCAGCGCAGCUCAUCUCCGUGCGCCCGACGGGCCCGCGCCCUAGCCGGGCCGGGCGCGCAGAGCGGGGCUGUGGUUCGGCCCGCUGGAGCCGGAGGCAGUACCCAGCCCUCUGGUCCCUCGUAGCGCAGCGCCCACCCGGGGAGGAGGAGGAGAAAGGAGGAGGAGCGAGCCUUGCUGACACUGGCCCCAGCCCAACGCGGCCGGCGGUGCGAUGAGCUUCUUCGGCUUUGGACAGAGCGUGGAGGUGGAGAUCCUGCUGAGCGAUGCAGAGAGCAGGAAGCGGGCCGAGCACAAAACGGAGGACGGCAAGAAGGAGAAGUAUUUCCUCUUCUACGACGGGGAGACGGUCUCCGGGAAGGUGAGCCUCGUGCUCAAGAACCCCAACAAGCGGCUGGAGCAUCAGGGCAUCAAGAUCGAGUUUAUUGGGCAGAUCGAACUCUACUAUGACCGUGGGAACCACCAUGAGUUUGUGUCCCUGGUGAAGGACCUGGCCCGGCCCGGAGAGAUCACCCAGUCACAGGCCUUUGACUUUGAAUUCACCCACGUGGAGAAGCCGUAUGAAUCCUACACAGGGCAGAACGUGAAGCUACGGUAUUUUCUUCGAGCCACCAUCAGCCGCCGCCUCAACGAUGUUGUCAAAGAGAUGGACAUUGUCGUUCACACACUCAGCACAUACCCGGAACUGAACUCUUCCAUCAAGAUGGAAGUUGGGAUUGAGGACUGUCUGCACAUUGAAUUUGAAUACAAUAAAUCCAAAUACCACUUGAAAGAUGUCAUUGUAGGGAAGAUAUACUUCCUACUGGUGCGAAUCAAGAUCAAGCACAUGGAGAUAGACAUCAUCAAGCGGGAGACAACUGGGACAGGCCCCAAUGUCUAUCACGAGAAUGACACCAUCGCCAAGUAUGAGAUCAUGGAUGGGGCACCCGUGAGAGGCGAGUCCAUCCCGAUCCGGCUCUUCCUGGCGGGGUACGAGCUCACCCCCACCAUGCGGGACAUUAACAAGAAGUUCUCAGUGCGCUAUUACCUCAACCUGGUGCUGAUUGAUGAGGAAGAACGGCGCUACUUCAAACAGCAGGAAGUGGUGUUGUGGCGGAAGGGUGACAUCAUGCGGAAGAGCAUGUCCCACCAGGCAGCCAUGGCCUCACAGCGCUUCGAGGGCACAGCCUCCCUGGGUGAGGUGCGGGCCCCCAGCCAGCUGUCCAACAACAACAACAGGCAGUAGGCCCAGGGCCAAGGCGCUGCUGGGCCUCUACCCCAGCACCCCCAUCUACCAAACACCAGCGGCUAGAGGGGGCAGGGAAGGAGGGUGUGCUGCUCAGCUGACCUGUUACAUGCAACCUGAAAAAAAAAAAAAUCAUGUUUUUGACUUAAA
Trichechus manatus latirostris (Florida manatee) is the source of this 2140-nucleotide messenger RNA. RefSeq names its product VPS26 retromer complex component B (gene VPS26B). The record is from RefSeq and is a predicted model, not a curated record. The transcript has 6 exons. Gene Ontology annotation, biological process: retrograde transport, endosome to Golgi; intracellular protein transport. Gene Ontology annotation, cellular component: retromer complex; endosome. Bases 980 to 1990 code for a protein of 336 amino acids. Lineage: Eukaryota; Metazoa; Chordata; Mammalia; Sirenia; Trichechidae.